GUGAAAGGGGUGGGUGGGGAAUUGGUUGUCAUGUGAUGGGCUAAGAUGGCGGUCUCUACGGAAGGUUCAGACUUGGAAGCCUCAUUGCUGAGCUUUGAAAAGUUGGACAGGGCAUCUCCAGACCUGUGGCCAGAGCAAUUACCAGGUGUUGCUGAAUUUGCAGCUUCUUUUAAAAGUCCCAUCACCAGUUCUCCACCUAAAUGGAUGGCUGAAUUGGAAAAUGAUGAUAUUGACAUGUUGAGAGAGCUGGGAAGUCUCACCACAGCUAAUCUGAUGGAGAAGGUUAGAGGUUUACAGAAUUUGGCAUAUCAGUUGGGGCUGGAUGAAU
Python bivittatus (Burmese python) is the source of this 328-nucleotide messenger RNA. NCBI's taxonomy places the organism in Eukaryota, Metazoa, Chordata, Lepidosauria, Squamata, Pythonidae. The record is from RefSeq and is a predicted model, not a curated record.